Trematosphaeria pertusa is the source of this 1494-nucleotide messenger RNA. RefSeq lists its product as uncharacterized. The transcript is spliced from 4 exons. The record is from RefSeq and is a predicted model, not a curated record. Gene Ontology annotation, molecular function: G protein-coupled receptor activity. NCBI's taxonomy places the organism in Eukaryota, Fungi, Ascomycota, Dothideomycetes, Pleosporales, Trematosphaeriaceae. The coding region runs from base 1 to 1494 and encodes 497 amino acids. Gene Ontology annotation, biological process: adenylate cyclase-activating G protein-coupled receptor signaling pathway; cell surface receptor signaling pathway. Gene Ontology annotation, cellular component: plasma membrane.
AUGGGAGCCCUAACCGCUCGCCAGCUGGCGGCCAUCCAGGCCUCCGAGCGGACAAUGUCGAUCCUCUCCAUUGUCGGCUCUCUCUUCAUUAUCACCACAUUUUCUCGAUGGCACUACUUUCGAAAGCCUAUCAAUCGACUGGUCUUCUACGCGUCAUUCGGGAACCUCAUGUGCAACGUUGCGACUCUGAUUUCGCUGUCCGCCUUGCCCAGGCCCCCAAAUCACUUCUCCAGUCUAUGUGAAUUCCAAGGAAUUCUGAUCCAAUGGUUCAUGAUGGCAGACUCUCUGUGGGUCUUCUGCAUGGCUCUCAAUGUAAUGUUGGUCUUCUUCUACAAUUACGACUCUCGCCAGCUUCGUCACUUGGAGAAAUGGUAUCUGCUCUUCAGCUAUGGGCUCCCCGGAAUCCCUGCAAUAGUAUACAUUAUCCUCGAUCAUGUCGGGCCGCAGAGGAUCAUUGGCCCUGCGACUAUCUGGUGCUGGGUCUCUGCUGAGGUCGAGUGGAUGCGCCUCGCCUUUUUCUAUGGACCCGUCUGGGUCGUUGUCUGUGCCACCCUUAGUAUAUACAUUGUGACCGGGCGCAAGAUCUUCAAGAAGCGCGCCGAACUUCGGUCAUUCUCCAAGAGAGCAUCCGAUCCAGAAGCCAAGGCCACUACGCUGUCCAACCCCUUCACCGCUGGCGACUUAAGGAACAUCAAGGUGGAGACCGAAUUGAAAGUGGAAACGCACACCACACUUGAGCAAGAUUCCGCGCCCACAACUCUAAUCUGCGGUAACGAGUCUCGCAGCUCUUUUGCUAGUACGAGGCACCUCUCCAAUUCCAUGGAAGCGUCAGGAUCUGCCGAGCCUCGCUUCUCACGCGUGAAAUGCGGUGCAAGCUCGCCUUUGGGUGCUGAGGUUACAGUGCCGAAAAGUGUGAAUGAACCGGACACCGGGUACCGAGCUACUGCCUUCUCCACCAACCAGGUCAGCGGUGCAGAAAUAAAGGCGCCUCGUUUGCUCUCAAUCGGCACUGGCAAUCCCAAUCGACGCCGAAACGCGGCCAUGGAAGGAAAUGCGGCUGCCUGGGGCUACUUCAAGGUUGCCUUCCUCAUGUUCACGGCUCUCUUUAUUGUCUGGGUCCCAUCGACCGUCAAUCGGCUGCAACAAUUCAUUCACCGGGACAACGCGGUUUACGGACUCAACCUCGCAUCGGCAAUGGUUCUCCCAUUACAAGGGUUCUGGAAUUCGAUGGUAUAUAUUUCGACAACCUGGCCGGAGUGCAAGCGCGCCUUCGCAGAGACGAUGGACUUUCUCUCAAGGGAUCGCCGUGCACGGAGGCCUGUUUCAUAUGAGAACGACGUCGACUACAAAUGUAAUGCGAACGAAACGCGCGAAUUUGGACCCGCGAUCUCCCUCCACCGGAUGACGAGCAUUUCUGAUUCGGAGUCAUCGCAUCUGCCCCGGGUCUCAAGCACAGAGAUGAUGAAAUCUCCGGUCUCUCAUCACGAGAGAUGA